CUCCCUGGGCUCGGAUCUUCCAACAGCUUCACCAGACGCUUCUUCCUUCUUUCGACUUCUGGUCUUUGGAGACGUUGAUUCACCUCCAUCAAACAAUGUCUGGCCACUGUGGUCCCGAGUUCACUGUCCCAUCUAUUGCCUCCACCCCAAGAGUUGGCUUUGGAUCGGCAGGGCUCGGCUUGGGAGCUCUUGGCUGUGGGUAUGGAGGUCUGGGCUUUGCACAUGGAGGACUUGGCCUUGCACAUGGCGGUCUAGGUUAUGGUUUUGGCUAUGGGUAUGGCCCUGCUGUGGCUGAAACUUCUGGCAGUCUUGGAACCCUGGCUGGAGUCAACCCUUCCUGCAUCAACCAGAUCCCACCUGCAGAAGUCGUGGUCCAGCCACCCCCCACUGUCUUGACCAUCCCAGGCCCCAUCCUUUCUGCUACUGGGGAACCAGUUUCUGUGGGAGGCAAUGCUCCAUGUGCCAUUAGUGGCACUGGGGUGGCAGGAGCAGGCUUCUAUGGGGGGCUAGGGGGACAUUAUGGAGGCUGGGACUGCGGCUCUGGUUAUGGCCUGAGGAGGGGUACAUUGCUUGGAAGAAGGGCUCUACUGGGACGUCGUGGCAGCAUCUGUUGAUUCCCCUAUUCAACCUGAGAAGAAUCUAUGCACGAUCCCGGUAAUGAUCAGGAACUGGAAGAAGAGACCCAUCAAUAAGUUUGAAAAGCUACGCUUGCAGAAACAUCAGUGAACUGAAGAACUUUUGUGUGAACUCUCCAUCUUUUCUUCUGCAUGUCUAUGAAGAAUGCUGAUAUUUCUUGGCUGCUUCAUUUCCCUCUCCUUGUGUAACUGUUCUCCUUGAUUCUUUCUUCCAUUAAAGCUCAGUCUGCA
This is a messenger RNA of Gekko japonicus, 866 nucleotides long. RefSeq names its product beta-keratin-related protein-like. Lineage: Eukaryota; Metazoa; Chordata; Lepidosauria; Squamata; Gekkonidae. Bases 96 to 614 code for a protein of 172 amino acids. The record is from RefSeq and is a predicted model, not a curated record. Gene Ontology annotation, molecular function: structural constituent of cytoskeleton. The transcript is spliced from 2 exons. Gene Ontology annotation, cellular component: intermediate filament.